Messenger RNA from Notolabrus celidotus (New Zealand spotty), 2698 nucleotides. RefSeq names its product leucine rich repeat containing 40 (gene lrrc40). NCBI's taxonomy places the organism in Eukaryota, Metazoa, Chordata, Actinopteri, Labriformes, Labridae. The record is from RefSeq and is a predicted model, not a curated record. The transcript has 15 exons. The coding region runs from base 109 to 1905 and encodes 598 amino acids. Gene Ontology annotation, molecular function: protein binding.
UAUUUUUACUGGCGGGCGGAAGUAUAUGAACAGGGCGCGUAGGGUGUUCCUCAUUGGAGCGGUUUAAAGUGGACCAGACCAGGACCCAUCUCCCUAGAAAAACAGAACAUGUCUCGAUUUAAAAGACCGAAUAAGACGAACUCUCUGGCGGGGUUCAGGUCGGAACAGACCGAACCGACUGUUCCUAACGGUCUGCUGAAGGCAGCGAGAAAGAGCGGCCAGCUGAACCUGUCCGGCCGGGGACUGACAGAAGUUCCUCAGAACGUGUAUCGAAUUAACGUUGACCCACCUGAGGAGGCGAAGCAGAAUGUGUCCUUUGGAGAGUCAGAUCGCUGGUGGGAGCAGAGUGAUCUCACAAAACUGCUUCUUUCAUCCAAUCAGCUUACAGAACUGUCUGAUGACAUCAGACUACUGCCUGGACUUACUACGCUUGAUCUCCAUGACAACAAGUUGAGUAGUUUACCCAGCGCUAUAGGAGAACUUCAGGAGCUCCAGCAACUGCGAGUAAACCAUAACCAGCUGACAACACUACCAGCAGAGGUGUGUACUAUGAAGAACCUGCGCUGCCUCACUCUCCAGCAGAACCUGCUAGACAGCUUACCAGAGGAACUUGGAAUACUGGAGAACCUAACUGAGCUGGACCUGUCCAACAACAAUCUGAAGGGCCUUCCUUCCAGCCUGGGUCAGCUCACCUCCCUGCAGAAGCUAAGCCUUUGUCACAACAAGCUCAGCUGUCUGCCUGACAGCCUGGCCCAGCUCAGAAGUGUUAAGCUGUUGGACUGCAGCAAUAACCAGCUGACAGACGUCCCUUCCGGCCUAUCAGAGAUGCCUGCUUUGGAGCAACUUAACCUCAGACACAACAAGCUCCGCCUCCUCCCAAAGCUCUCUGCACCCAUGCUCAAGGAGUUAUAUGUUGGGAAUAACCAGAUUGAGCUGUUGGAGACGGAGCAUCUGGCUUGUCUGACAGCCAUCUCUCUUCUAGAACUCAGAGACAACAAGAUUAAGACCCUCCCUGAGCAGAUCACCCUCAUGAACACGCUGACACGCCUUGACCUCACCAACAAUGAUAUUUCAACUCUUCCAGCAUCUCUCAGCCUACUGCCCAAUUUAAACGUGUUACUGUUGGAGGGAAACCCUCUGCGAGGAAUCAGAAGAGAUAUACUCACGAAAGGAACCAAUGAGCUCCUGAAAUACUUACGAGGAAGAAUUAAAGAGGAGCCAGAGAGAGCAGAGGAAGGAUCUACAGCUAUGACCUUACCCAGCCAGGCUACAGUCAAUGUACAUAGCAUUAAAACCUUGAAGUCUUUGUUGUACAGUGAGAAGCAGGCGUCUGAUAUUCCAGAUGAGCUGUUUGAUGGAGCAGCAGAUCAAGGUGUUACCACUGUUAACUUCAGCAAGAACCAGCUGACCUCCAUACCAUCCAGGCUGGUGGAGCUCCAAUCCUCAGUGUCUGAUAUCAAUCUGGGUUUCAACAGAAUCUCCUGCUGUUCUCCUGACAUCUGCAAGCUACUGCAGCUUAUGCACAUCGACUUUGGGAAUAACCAGCUGAGUGAUUUGCCUCCUGAAAUGAAGAACUUGACAAAACUGCGAUCCAUUACCCUUAAAUACAACAGGUUCAAGUCUUUCCCUGAGGUCCUCUGUCAGAUCAUUUCCUUGGAGACGGUGUUACUUGGAAAUAACCAGGUGGGCGAGGUGGAUCCUUGUCGUCUACAACAGUUGGUUCAUCUGACAACUCUGGAUCUAUCCAACAAUGACCUGCUGAAUAUACCCCCUGAACUGGGCCUGUGUACCACCCUCAGGUGUCUCAGUCUGGAGGGAAAUCCUUUCCGCACACCACGAGCAGCCAUAGUGGCCAAAGGAACAGAUGCGUUGUUGGAGUACCUGCGCAGCCGCAUACCUACAUGACCCCUAAACUAAGCUGGGACAGAUCAACCUGCAUGAUUAAGGAAUGUUUUGUUCUGUGAAGUUCAGAUAUCUUCUCAAGUCACUUUGAAGUACUCGGCCAACUUAAAUUGUUAAAUAAAUAUGAAAUUUAAUUUUUAAUGUUCCUUCAGCAACCAGGUUUGGGUUAGAGGGAUGUGGUGUCCAAAUGAGACAAAUAUUUUUUGACAAUCAAAUUUAGAUGCAUUAGUGCAUCAGAAAAAGACUUCUCUUUUUAAAGUUGGUGAGAACUGUGGAGAUGAGUGGGAGGAUCCAUCUGUAAAACAGGCAUCCCUGCACAGAAGGAGAAGAUACCAAAUGGCUAAUUAACAAAGGAAAUCAAGCUAGGUGGUUAAGCACUUCCAAAAAUCAAAAAUAAUCAGAAAUUCUUCAACUGUGUUUUUCUUUCCUCUAGUCAUUGUAUAAUUUGUCUUUAAAAGGGCACAUGGGCAAUCUCACAGGUCAGCUUUUACAGUUUAAUUAAAAUGUCAACAACUUGGGUAUUGAUCUAAAAUCAAAAACACAUUAGAAAAUUGUAAAGAGGAGUAAAACUGAAGCCUAUAAUCAUUCAUUUUUACUGAAACUCAGAAUAGUAGUAGUGUUCCCAUUCAAUAUUUUUGUGCACAUUUUGUAUUGUUUUACUAAAGCUAUAUAGAGACAAAGUUGGAAAAAAAACUUAAAUCAAUUGUAAUUUGGUUGUUUUUACACUGGUGACCCCGCUGGUGGGCUACAUGGAUGGAAUGGAAACUGGCCAAUAAAAGCUCUGAUGCAACUCUGA